GCCUCCGCGUCGGCAGCGCACCGUCCAAUGAAAGGACGAAGCGGGCCGGGGCCGGCACCGAGGCCCAGCGCGCGGGAAGGGAGCCGGCCCACGGUGCUGAGGCCGGGGCGGCCGGCCGAGGGCAGGCGGCGGGGGGAAGGUCGGGCAACAUGAAGUGCCUCGUGACUGGGGGAAACGUGCGGGUGCUGGGCAAGGCCGCGCACUCGCUGUCGCGCAUCGGAGACGAGCUGUACCUGGAACCGCUCGAGGACGGGCUCUCGCUGCGCACAGUGAACGCAUCGCGCUCGGCCUUCGCGUGCUUCCUCUUCGCGCCGCUCUUCUUCCAGCACUACCAGGCGGCCCGGCCCCCGCAGGCGCAGCCGCCGCGCUGCAAGGUCCUCAUGAAGUCCUUCCUGACCGUGUUCCGCUCGCUGGCGGCGCUGGAGAAGACGGUGGAGCGCUGCUGCAUCACGCUGAGCCCCGAGAGCAGCCGCCUGGUCAUCCAGCUGCACUGCAAGCACGGUGUGACCAAGACUCACAACCUGUCCUUCCAGGAGUGCGAGUCCCUGCAGGCCAUCUUCGACCCUGCCCUGUGCCCCCACCUGCUCCGCGCCCCGGCCCGGGUCUUGGUGGAGGCCGUGUCGCCCUUCUCCCCGGCGCUGUCCGAGGUGACGCUGGGUGUGAGCCGAGGCCGCCGGGUGGUCUUCCGGAGCCACCUGGAGGAGGACACAGAUGCUGCCAGGGCCAUGAUGACAGAGAUGAGCCUCAGCGAGGACGACUUCCAGGAGCUUCGGGCGCAGGAGGGAGCCUCCGUCACCUUCUGCCUCAAGGAGUUCCGGGGGCUCCUGAGCUUUGCAGAGUCUGCCAACCUCCCCCUCAACAUCCACUUCGAUGCUCCCGGCAGGCCAGCCAUCUUCACCAUUGAGGACUCGCUGCUGGACGGUCACUUUGUCCUCGCUACCCUCUCUCAGCCCGACCUCUGCUCCCAGGAGCCUUGUCUGCCUGGGCAGGGGGCUCACAGCACCACACACCUGGAUGACUUUGCCAACGACGACAUCGACUCUUACAUGAUUGCCAUGGAAACUACUGUGUGUGAAGGGGCAGUGGUGGCCCCCCUCACUCCUUCCCCCGUGUCCGAGGAAGAGGAGGCAGAGCCCAACAUGGUGCCCGGGACCCCUCCCCUAAAAAAGUUCCGGUCCCUGUUCUUUGGCUCAGUCUUGGCCCCGACAGAGCCCCCCUCAGAGCCCAACCCAGUACUAGCAGAAGACAGUGAGGGGGAGGGCUGAACCUCAUUCUCGGGACUCUGACAGCUGUGCCGCCACCUCGGGAGGGGACACCUGGCGUUGGCUCCUACACCUGCCUGGUCUGUGCCAGCAAAGGCCUGAACUGUGCUUGAGGAGAGUGGCCAUCUUAAUGGAGAUGGAGAACCUGGGCCCAGAGGGGACAGAGAGCUGGGUGGUUCUGGGUCUGGCCUGGCAGCAUCCAGGCAGCACCUUCUCCCUUAAUAAAGACUCCCAAGCCGAA
Messenger RNA from Dromiciops gliroides (monito del monte), 1503 nucleotides. It is a transcript of the gene RAD9A, whose product is annotated as RAD9 checkpoint clamp component A. Gene Ontology annotation, biological process: DNA replication checkpoint signaling; cellular response to ionizing radiation; mitotic intra-S DNA damage checkpoint signaling. The transcript is spliced from 11 exons. The coding region runs from base 150 to 1265 and encodes 371 amino acids. Gene Ontology annotation, cellular component: checkpoint clamp complex. The record is from RefSeq and is a predicted model, not a curated record. Lineage: Eukaryota; Metazoa; Chordata; Mammalia; Microbiotheria; Microbiotheriidae.